Messenger RNA from Chaetomium globosum CBS 148.51, 837 nucleotides. RefSeq lists its product as uncharacterized. The record is from RefSeq and is a predicted model, not a curated record. The coding region runs from base 1 to 837 and encodes 278 amino acids. The transcript is spliced from 2 exons. Lineage: Eukaryota; Fungi; Ascomycota; Sordariomycetes; Sordariales; Chaetomiaceae.
AUGGCCGAAGCUCUUGGUGUUGCUGGCAGUAUCGUCGGCAUUGUCGCCACCGCCCUCCAUGUCAUCCGGAAGGUAGUGGACGACGUACGGAACAUUCACGAUGCCCCUGACACCCUCAAGACCCUCCAGUCCGACCUAAUCCUCGCGGACCGCGCCCUCGAGUCGCUUCAAGACAUCGACGAGCCGCAAUGGGAGUUCCUCGGCGAGGCCGUGGUCAAGCAUGCCGAGAUCACUAUCGCGAGCUGUUCCGAAGCAUGCAACACCUUCGGGGCUGCUCUGAAGAAGUGGACCAAGCGGUCCACCGACGGGAAGCUCUCAUGGCGUGAUAGGGGCAAUAUCGGCUUCUUCAACCAGAGUCAGAUCAAAUCCAUGUCGCAGCAACUGCAGAACUGCCACACCAUGAUCACCUCCAUGGCGAGCACGGCCACUUUACACGGCUCGCUGAAAAACAAUGAAACCAGUCAGAGAAUCGAAAAGACGCUGUCAGAAAACCUCGACCAACUUACGAACAUGAUGGCCGCUUUGAAUAGCCGUGUUGUUGAAACACAACAGGCUGCGGCUGCCCCAGCCCAGCAAGUGGAACAGCCUCAAGAAGCGACGGAAGCCGCAGCGGAUGUCCUCGCGCAAAUCAGGGAGGAGAGUAAAGCCCUGGCGGCUUCGCGUCAGCUUUACGAGGACCUUCUUGAAAGAAUCCAGGAGGCUGCUAUUGAGAGUCAGGCGGAGAGAGCUCGUGGCCGUGGUUCUAGGACGGUUAAGAUCGAGUUCAAUGGCCGUAACGACCGGGGACUGCAGAUGGGGGUGAAUGAGGGCACUAUGAACAACCUUCGCUUUGGAUAA